UAAUAUGUACGAACACUAAAACAGAUAAGGUCGAUUAGAUAUUUUCUUCAAAAAUAUCUUCGUACUAUGACCAAUUGAAAUCACCCAACAAUACAAAAUAAAUCCUCUAGGGUGAGGCAAAUUUGCAUAUACUUCUCAUACUAAAAAUUAUCAGAAGAAAUAAGCUUUUAGAAACAACACUACUACUCAAUACACUCAUUGGCAAUGGAAAGCUCAACAAGAAGGCCUAAUAGGAGUGACGUUCACCUGUCACUAGAGGAAGAAGGAGAAAUUGAGGCUAAAACCAGAGAUUAUUUUGAUGGAAUUAUUCCAAAACGACACACUAAGCCUCAGAGGAGUGAAUACUCUUCAAAAUACGUGGAUGCUAUUGCUAGUGCUAACACCACCAAUAAUCACUCUAAUAUUCCUGAAUACGUCGAGUUUCAACGUCUCGAGAAUGAUCAACAGGAGAAACUGGUUUAUGAAGGGAAAAAAGUGGAGGAGGAGUUUGUAGAGACGGACUACUACAAGGAUCUCAGCUGUGUUGACAAGCAACAUCACACUACAGGAACGGGGUUCAUCAAGGUAGAGAAUACAAGUGACAGAAGCUACAACCUGGGAGCUGAUGCAGUCACUUGUUGUCAUGCUUCAUCCACGUGUAACCCAGCAACUAACGAUUGGACUCCAGUUCCAAAUGCUGAAGAUACAAUGCCGAUUGAUUCAGGCAAGCCCAAUAGGAGUGACAGUUAAAAAGAUCAUGGAUUUUAGUAUUUGAUUACUGUGUACUAGUAAUAAUAUUUGAUUUUAGUAUUA
Messenger RNA from Cannabis sativa, 792 nucleotides. RefSeq lists its product as uncharacterized. Lineage: Eukaryota; Viridiplantae; Streptophyta; Magnoliopsida; Rosales; Cannabaceae. The transcript is spliced from 4 exons. The record is from RefSeq and is a predicted model, not a curated record. The coding region runs from base 205 to 729 and encodes 174 amino acids.